Messenger RNA from Syngnathus acus (greater pipefish), 2137 nucleotides. RefSeq names its product Yip1 domain family, member 1 (gene yipf1). NCBI's taxonomy places the organism in Eukaryota, Metazoa, Chordata, Actinopteri, Syngnathiformes, Syngnathidae. The coding region runs from base 252 to 1148 and encodes 298 amino acids. Gene Ontology annotation, molecular function: small GTPase binding. The transcript is spliced from 10 exons. Gene Ontology annotation, biological process: vesicle-mediated transport. The record is from RefSeq and is a predicted model, not a curated record. Gene Ontology annotation, cellular component: Golgi apparatus; membrane.
UACAAAGCUUACACAUCCGGGUCCUGCUUCCGUCAACGUAAGCUAACGGUUGGGACACGAUUUUUGUAUCGUGCAUGGUUAAAGUGAGCCUUUUAUUUACGUUUGUGGUCAAAUUGUCCUCCAGGCUUUCUCAUACACAACUUAAAAGUACUGUUUAUUUGUUUCAACUUUCCUCUCCCAAAAAAGGUACUCAGGACUUGUUUCGUCUCAAGUAGUAAUCCGACAACUUCCUGUCUGACUGGUUGGCAUAGAUGGCGUCUGCGAACGACCCUUUUCAAUUUCAAGAAUUCGAAGAGAGCAAUCUGCUAGCAGCUGCUAGCGACUCAACUGCUAUCAACAUCGAGGAUGAUUUUAUAAACCAGAAGUCCCUCGGUGGUUCUGUUCCCAGUGGUGAUGAAGAUCCCAUGGAGGAAGAUGACAAAGCUGAGCUUCUCGCAGGGGAGAAGAAAAGCCCAGCUUUCUGGUCUUUUGAGUACUACCAACAGUUUUUCAAUGUUGACACACGGCAUGUGACGGAAAGGAUUGUUGGCUCUGUGCUGCCUUGGCCGGGAAAGAACUUCAUCCAUGUGUACCUUCGCCGAAAUCCCGAUCUCUACGGACCGUUCUGGAUCUGCACCACUCUUGUGUUUGCCAUCGCCAUCAGUGGUAACCUCUCCACCUUCCUGGUGAACCUGGGCAAGCCAAGCUACAGGUACACACCUGAGUUUGGAAAAGUCUCCAUAGCUGCUACAGCCAUCUUCAGCUACGCUUGGCUAGUACCACUCGCCGUAUGGGGUUUUCUGCUGUGGAGGAACAACAAGAUCAUGAACUUGGUCUCUUAUUCCUUCAUUGAGAUUGUUUGUGUGUAUGGAUACUCUCUUUCCAUAUACAUUCCUGCAGUGGUUCUGUGGAUAAUCCCGGUCGAGUGGCUGCGGUGGCUCACCAUCAUGGUGGCGCUCUGCCUAUCGGGCUCCGUCCUGGUCAUCACCUUCUGGCCCGCCGUCCGCGACGACAAGCCCAAAGUCAUCGUGGCAGUCAUGUCUGCCGUCCUGAUGCUCAAUGCCCUGCUAGCCGUUGGCUGCAAAAUGUAUUUCUUCAGCGAAGAAGAACUGUUGCCACCGCGCACCAAUCUUUCGACGACACCAAUGCUCCACCCGCACACGACAUGAGGAGUUGUUAGAAGCGUCUCCUGUUGCCUUACUCGAGAGAAUCGGGUUGCCUUGCGGCGAUGAAGUCAAGGGCUGUGUGGAUUUCACCUCCUAACCUACUUGUAGGGGGUGCGCUUGGUGCACCGCUGCCAAGUAUGUUCUUUGUAACGGGGUGGGCAAGACAUGGUGCUCUGGGUUUCUAUUUAACGCCAAAACACGACCAAUCUUAAAGGUGUUUGGAACGGCAUCGAUGACAUUUUAGAUGCCGUUUAUUGCAUAUUGUGGUAAUGGGAUUCGGACAGUGCGUCCAUACUGAACAGAUGUCUUGAAUUUUAUUUACUACUCUUAAAAUAUGUCAACAAAUGUAUGGAAGCUAUUAAUGUCACACUGAAGCAGCGACAAACAAAUAUAAAAUCAGUAAAUUAUAAGUCGUGAAUUUCUGAAGAGGAAAUGUACUGUAGCAAAAAAUCUUGACAGUUUUCAAAGAACAGGGAUGUAAUUUUACAAGAAUAAGUUUGUAGUAUUAUGAGAAACAAGGUUAUAAUUUAUUAAGAAUGAGGAUCUGAUUUUCCAAGAGGACUCGUAACAUUAAAUUUUCGUUGAAUGACAACUUUCUCCUUGUAAUGCUAUAAUAUUGUAAAUUAGUACUUUUUUCUUGAAAAUGCAACUUUAUUCUCUAGACAACUUAAUUCUUGCAUUAUUUCUAUAUACAGUCAUUCUUUGACUAUAACAACUUUGUUCUUAAAACACUUUUUUUUUUCCCCCUCAGUGUGGCCCCAAUACAUAUUCGCACAUAAAGCCCUUGUAAAUUUCCACAAAUGUUGCAUCUUUUAUUUAAUAAUUCAUUUUUGCUGAUUGACAAGCCACAUUAUUUAAAAAUGUAUGAAUUUGCUGAUGGAAAUAUUAAAUUUAUUAAAAAAAAAAAAGCUUCCAUCACUGCGACUUAUCCUGUUUUAGGUAUGUGAUUUGGGCAGUCAGUUUAAAUAAACACUAAGUCAAUAUGAACACCA